AUGCUCUUCUCUGCCCGUCCUGCUGUCUCUUCAUCCAUUAACGUGUCUAAGAGAUUCUUCUCUAGCACCUUUUCCAGAAUGAUCCCUAACGUCUAUUUUGACGUUGCCAUCAACAAGCAAAAUGCUGGCCGUAUCACUUUCAAGCUUUACGAAGAUGUCCCCAAGACUUCUGAGAACUUCCGUGCUCUCUGCACUGGUGAGAAGGGCUUUGGUUAUGCUGGUUCCGGAUUCCACCGUGUUAUCCCCAACUUUAUGCUUCAGGGUGGUGACUUUACUCGCCACAAUGGUACUGGUGGUAAAUCCAUCUACGGUGAGAAGUUUGCUGAUGAGAACUUUAUCCACAAGCACAACAAGCCUGGUCUUCUUUCCAUGGCCAAUGCUGGUCCUAACACCAAUGGUUCCCAGUUUUUCAUUACUACUGUCAACACUCCUUGGCUCGAUGGUCACCACGUUGUUUUCGGCGAGGUUGUUGAGGGUAUGGACCUUGUUAAGAAGAUUGAGGCCCAAGGUUCUCAGUCUGGUAGAACAAAAGCCCCCAUUACCAUCACUGCUUCUGGUCAGCUUUAA
Molecule: messenger RNA, 567 nt
Organism: Magnusiomyces paraingens
Lineage: Eukaryota; Fungi; Ascomycota; Dipodascomycetes; Dipodascales; Dipodascaceae
Exons: 2
Coding region: 1-567 (188 amino acids)
Biological process (GO): protein folding; protein peptidyl-prolyl isomerization
Molecular function (GO): peptidyl-prolyl cis-trans isomerase activity
Source: RefSeq, a predicted model, not a curated record